Messenger RNA from Argiope bruennichi, 940 nucleotides. Its product is annotated as glutathione S-transferase class-mu 26 kDa isozyme 47-like. Gene Ontology annotation, molecular function: glutathione transferase activity. Lineage: Eukaryota; Metazoa; Arthropoda; Arachnida; Araneae; Araneidae. Gene Ontology annotation, biological process: glutathione metabolic process. The transcript has a single exon. The record is from RefSeq and is a predicted model, not a curated record. Bases 28 to 693 code for a protein of 221 amino acids.
UGCUGUAAUCCUGCUUUGUCUUUCAUCAUGCCAAAACCUGUAGUAGGAUACUGGAAUAUCCGUGGUCUUGUGGAACCCAUAAGAUAUAUUCUUCACUACAAUAAUGUUGAUUUCGAAGAUAAAAGGUACCCAUUAUCUGACCGUCAAUUAUGGGAAAAAGAGAAGUUCAAUUUGAACUUGGAUUUUCCUAACUUACCCUACUACAUUGACGACGAUGUCAGAUUGACUCAAAGCGUCGCCAUUUUGAGAUACCUGGCAGAAAAGUAUGGACUUGAUGGCAAGACUAAAGCAGAGAAACUCCUUGUGUCUUUAGCCGAACAACAAAUUAUUGAUUUUCGCACAAGUUUUGGCCGACUCUGCUAUGAUCCAAAUUUUGAAAAAACUAAGCCAGAAUUUGAGAAAAAAGUUCCAGUUCAACUGAAGUUUGUUGCUGACUUUCUUGGCAACAGAAAAUACUUAGCAGGCGAUUCACUUACCUACGUUGAUUUCAUGGCUUAUGAUACUCUCGACUACUACCUGUACCUCAUUCCUAAUGUAUUUGCCGACUUUCCAGUAUUGAAAGAGUAUCAUCAGAGGAUUCGAAACUUACCAGAGCUCCAGGCAUAUCUGAAGUCAUCACAGUACCAAAGAUGGCCAUUUUUCUCUCCGGAAGCACAGUUUGGAGGCAAAGGUCCAGAACCAAAACAAGAGUGACUUUAAAUCUUUUAAUUAUAUUUCUAUUUAAGAUAUCGCACAAUGAUUUGUUAAUAGUUCUGUACGAAUUUUUUAAUAGUUCAAUAUGAAUUUAUUAAAAAUUGUUUCAAUUGUAUAUAUUAACUGAAUUUUGCAAUUUUUGCAAGCAUUUGUAACAAAAGUUCCAAUUUUCGAUUAUUAGUUUACUUCUUCAAAAAUGUUUUAAAGGCAAUAAAGCUAAAGUACGAAAUUUGUAAUGACUGUCUAA